AUGAUUGAAUCCUCGUAUGACGGUGUGUGCUUCUUCACGCUCUCGGGUCGCAUUGAAUACCGUAAUGGCUGCUUUUGUGCUUCUUCGUCAUCUGAUUCUCUAGACGUAGAUCCUCUACAAUUCUUGGCCCUUUUUGACCAACUCACACGUCAGGCCAUUCAAAAGAAGAGACAUAUUGAGAGCAUGACACCUGCUCUAAGGUUUGGUUCCAACGUCUUCCACGUUGUGUCAGCUACCUUUUCGAGUAUCUGUGCUGUCUCGAAUGGUAGAACUCAUGGUCUUGUGGUGGAAAAGCUUUCAUUUGGAGUGUUAGUGGUGGCCUUUUCAGCCCCGUUGCGACUGGAGACGGUCUUUAGUCGUCUAGAGGACGCAUGUGCUGCUCAUCGGUACUAA
Messenger RNA from Peronospora farinosa, 393 nucleotides. NCBI's taxonomy places the organism in Eukaryota, Oomycota, Peronosporomycetes, Peronosporales, Peronosporaceae. The record is from the annotation of a GenBank genome assembly.